GAAAUGUAUGGGAGGACAAACUCAUAGUUUAAAGUCAAAACUGUACAAUAAGUGAGAUUUGUGUUUCAAAUGUCUUCUAGUAAACGUAUAAUUCAUCGAUUUGUUUAGUCAUUUAAAUAUUAUAAAAAACAUAUCAAUUCCAUCUAUUCUAGCAGACCACUUAUCCAUCCUCAUUUCAUACAUAGGGGUGUCCAUUCAGGUUCGGUUUUUCGGGUUUACCCAAAACCGACUCGAAUAUAUACAUUUUCAGUUUUUCGGGUUUGGAUUUGUUUCGGGUUUCGGGUUUCUCGGUUUUGGGUUCGGUUUUGCUUAUCGGUUAUUCGGGUUCCAGCUAAAAACCUCCAAUGAAUAGAACUCAGCUUGUAUUCUUAGACGUUCGGGUUUCGGAUUUCGGUUUUGCUUUAACCGAACCCGAUAUGGAAUUUUCAGAUUUUGGGUAACCGAAACCCGCAAGUUCUUAUCGGGUUCGGUUUCAGUGAUUUGCGGUUUCGGGUUUUAGUUCGGGUAACCGAACCCGACCCAAACUGACACCCCUAUUCAUACAUACCUAGCUAAAGCUAUCUAGUUGAAUAUCAAAUUUUUUUUUUUUUACUAGUUGAAUAUCAAUUUUCAAAAUAUCAUUAUUAGAUAACUCAUUAAGAUAAAAUGUAUCAAAAUUUAUUUGGAGGGAGAAUUUGUGGAGAAAGAUAAACACCACAUAUACACCAGAUUGACACAUUCAUUUAUUUAUAUAAGAAACACUUUUUUUUUUUUUCAUGGCUAGUAUUAAUGAAAAUAUUAUCCUUUUGUGUGUGUCAAGAGAUCACUCUAUUAUUGAGAAAACAACUAGAUACAAAGUGUCACUAAUAAAUAGAUUACUGUAGUCGAGGUUUAAAACUCGAAAUUGAUUCUAUCACUAUUAAAAAACACACUUAGGGGUUCUUAGGAAGUUGCGAUAGUUUUGUUGAGAUUGUCAUUAUGCAUGUAUUGUUUACAAUGCAUCGUUUUUUUUAUUUUUUUAGCAGAAACAAUACAUGAAUUGUUUCUGUGAUGUGACAGAAACUAUCACUCAUUUUGAGUGAUUGUUAUAUCUCAACUUUUAGUUGUGAUUGUUGAGAUAGUUGAGUUGAGAUUGUUUUGUCUCGGCUUUUAGCUGAUGCGACAUGCACAAUCACACAUACCAAACAUUGUAUUCUACAAUGCAUCAAAUUCGACAAUACAUGUAUAAUAUUAUACAUACAUUCUCAACAAUACAUCUAUUUAACAAUUGCAACUUCCAAACCCUUUAAUGAAAGUCAAUAAUCAAAUUAUGUAUAUAUAAAUCACCUGAUUUCAUUAUUAAACAGAGGUACUGGUCCCCUCUAAGUCCUAAUAUUAACAUCUAUCACAUAGGUGGGGGAAUUGAUUCUGCGGCCUACUACCAAACCUGGCCGCCGGAUCCUCCAUCCCAGUGGGCUCUCGAGGUCGGUCAGCAUUCAGCAAUGGCGACCUACCCACCAUUUCCUUCCCCACCCUAGGGAAGCUUCUAUUAGCCGAAUCUUCUGCCCACUUUCUCCAUCUUCCAGAAGUAACACAAACGUCUUUAAAAGAAAGUACCACCAUGAGAUUAAGAAUACUCUUCUUUUUUUCCUUCAUCAAACCACAGAAGAAAUUUUAGCCAGUUUUUGGGCAUAAGUUCAUCCUCUUCAACCUCCCUCUCCUCUGCUCCUCAAGCGAAAGCAAGAAAGAAAGUCCCACAAAAAAUGGCUUCCACCAGCACCAAAAGCAGGAUCCUGUUCAUCGGAGGGACUGGUUACAUCGGCAAGUUCAUCGUCGAAGCCAGCGCCAAAUCCGGCCACCCAACUUACGCUCUGGUCAGGAAGUCGACGCUUACUAGCCCCAGAAGAUCCAGAAUCGUCCACUCCUUCAAGUCCUUGGGCGUCAAUUUCCUCAUUGGCGAUUUGCACGACCAUGGAAGCUUGGUGAACGCAAUGAAGCAAGUCGACGUGGUGAUUUCCACUGUUGGCCAUGGCAUGUUGACCCAGCAGGUCAAGAUCAUCGCCGCCAUUAAAGAAGCUGGAAAUGUCAAGAGAUUCUUUCCAUCAGAGUUUGGAAACGAUGUGGAUCGCGUCGAAGCAGUUGAGCCUGCGAAAUCAGCUUAUGACGUAAAAGUCAGAAUGCGGCGAGCUGUUGAGGCCGCAGGGAUUCCGUUCACCUAUGUCUCCUGUAACAGCUUCGCCGGCUAUUUCCUCAGCAACUUGGCUCAGCCCUCUGGCGACGUGCCUCCUAGAGACAGAGUCAUCAUCUUGGGAGAUGGCAAUGCCAAAGCAAUUUACAACAGGGAAGAUGACAUUGGAACUUAUACGAUUAGGGCGGUGGACGAUCCGAGGACGUUGAACAAGCUUGUGUACAUAAGGCCUCCUAAGAACAUCUAUUCGUUCAAUGAUCUGGUGGGUUUGUGGGAGAGGAAGAUUGGGAAGACCCUGGAGAGGGUUUACAUUCCUGAAGAACAGGUUCUGAAGCUCACCAGAGGAGAUGUGAUGAUGGCGCUUAAUCACUCGAUUCUGGUGAAGGGAUGUCAGACCAGCUUUGAGAUUGAGGAAUCGUUUGGGGUUGAGGCGUCGGAGCUUUACCCAGAUGUCAAGUACACAACUGUUGAUGAGUACCUUGACCAGUUUGUCUAGUUUUGUUGCUAUACGAUUAUUGCUUCCCUUCAUUUCCGUACUAGCUCAUUUGCAGUUGUAAUCCCGUGAUGUCUUCUUUUGAACUGUUUUUCACUUUUUCUUUUUCUCCUCUGCACUUCUUGUGUAUGGCGAGAAGGUUAAUACCACAAAUCAACUCUUUUUUACUCUUUUCCUUGUGGUGAUUUCCAAUUCAAACAUUGCUCACAAAAGCAGGUUUCAAGACAGGCGUCAGUUUGGGUGAGAUUGUUGUAAUUGUUGUUGCAUCUUGAGCAGUUGUCUUGCUGCCUAUUCGUACAAGGGAAAGAAUGAAGGCGGGAGUAACUGUCAGAAGUUGGGUUAUCGGAUCGUGUCGAAUUGGUACUCCGAAACGCAAUCGUUAUAGUGCUAAGGGAAGAAAAUGAUUAUACAGAC
Linum trigynum is the source of this 3053-nucleotide messenger RNA. The record is from the annotation of a GenBank genome assembly. Lineage: Eukaryota; Viridiplantae; Streptophyta; Magnoliopsida; Malpighiales; Linaceae.